Messenger RNA from Brassicogethes aeneus, 1233 nucleotides. NCBI's taxonomy places the organism in Eukaryota, Metazoa, Arthropoda, Insecta, Coleoptera, Nitidulidae. The record is from the annotation of a GenBank genome assembly.
GGCAAAAUGAAGUUGGAAAUACUUAUAUUGAGUCUAUUUGCUAUAUACGUUAGAUCUAAAAGUGUGGAUCUAUGUGGUACUUCGUUAACAACAGUUAGUGGAACACAUGCACCCAAGCAAGUUUGUGCCGGUGAAUUAAUUUUUGAAGAUGACUUUGACACUUUGGAUCUGAAGAAAUGGCAACAUGAGCUUACUCUUGGAGGAGGUGGGAACUGGGAGUUCCAAUAUUAUAAUAAUAACCGAACAAACUCAUAUGUGGAAAAUGGUAUACUACACAUCAAACCAACUCUUUUGGCUGAUGAAAAGGGUGAAGCUUUCCUAACAUCAGGAACAUUGGAAAUAUAUGGUGGAUCUCCACAAGACCAAUGUACCAACCCGUUAUUUUAUGGUUGUAGCAGAACAGGAUCACCAGUAAACAUCCUUAACCCAAUCAAAAGCGCUCGUAUCCGUACAAUUAACUCUUUUGCUUUUACUUAUGGUAAAGUUGAAGUAAGAGCUAAAAUACCAGCCGGUGAUUGGUUAUGGCCAGCUAUUUGGUUGAUGCCAAAGUGGUUUCAAUACUCCUUGUGGCCUGCCUCCGGUGAAAUCGACAUCAUGGAAAGUCGUGGCAACAGAGAUUUGAUCAGUAGUGAAAAUGGUCAAAACAUUGGUACAAAAUUGGUUGGGAGUACUCUUCACUUUGGACCAAAUACCGAUUACAAUAGAUAUAUGCACGCUCACUAUGAAAAAACUUUACAAGAAGGUUACGAUGCUGCUUUCCACAACUAUCAAUUGAACUGGACUCCAGAUGGAAUCACCUUCUCUAUUGACGAUGAAGUUAUUGGUGAAGUAAGGCCAACAGAUCAAGGAUUUUGGAAUUUGGGAGAGCUGGAUAAAACUAACUUGGAGAAUCCUUGGAAGGGAGGCUCAAAGAUGGCACCAUUCGAUGAAGAGUUUUAUUUGAUUCUAAAUUUGGCUGUCGGUGGUACAACGUAUUUUCCUGACACAGUCACUAAUCCAGGUGGUAAACCAUGGUCUAAUACAUCACCAAAAGCUGCUACAGAUUUCUGGAAUGGCAGAAAUCAAUGGUUGCCCACUUGGAAAAAUGACGGAAGCACUCAUUUUCAAGUAGAUUAUGUUAGAGUUUGGGCUGUAUAAUUUAAAACAAUAUAUAUAUAUAUAUAUAUAAAACAAUAUAUAAAUAUAUAUAUAUUAUAUAUAUAUUUAAAAUGUUAAUGUUUUGUUUGACGGAUA